Molecule: messenger RNA, 2440 nt
Organism: Halteromyces radiatus
Lineage: Eukaryota; Fungi; Mucoromycota; Mucoromycetes; Mucorales; Cunninghamellaceae
Product: microtubule associated protein-domain-containing protein
Exons: 10
Coding region: 131-2362 (743 amino acids)
Biological process (GO): mitotic spindle midzone assembly; microtubule cytoskeleton organization
Cellular component (GO): spindle; mitotic spindle midzone; cytoplasm
Molecular function (GO): microtubule binding
Source: RefSeq, a predicted model, not a curated record
AAGGACAAUAAAAAAGUUCACUUUCCUUUCUUUUCUUUCUUCUUUCUUUUUUUCUUUUCCUCUUUUUCUAUAUAUUCUUCAAUUUCUUGUAUAUCAUCUUAUUAUAAUUAUUAUUUUAUUCUUGAAUGAAAUGGAACGUUUACAUUUAAAGGUAUCAAGACUUGAAACUCUUUGGUCCUGUCUGGGAACUUGUAUCGAUUCACUUAGUAUCAAUGAAAAAUUAGAACAUGUCCUUUAUGAAUUGGAUAAAGUUAUUGAAUAUGAAGAAUGGCGUAAACUAGUACUUAGUGCUGAUAUUGAAGAUGUGAUGGCAAGUAUUGAACAUGGUUGUGAUAUUCUCGGUAUAGCUAUGGAAAGUUUACUUACAACUAAUAUGAAUGAUACAAUGACCGAUAACUGGGAAUUCUUUGCAACAAAUUGUGUAAUGACACCAACAUUAGAUCGUAAGAAAACUCUUACAACGUUGAACAACAGACUGGCAAACGAAAUACGACAAAGAAGAUUACAUGUGAAGGAAUGGCUACAAGAGAUCGAUACUAUUUGUCUUGAAUUAGGUCAAUCUCAUUCUCUUGGUUCCUAUCAUGAUUAUUAUGAUGAUUUAAGUUGGGGUACUGUACAAAAGGUUAGUUGUACUUUACGUGAUCUUACUCAAAAACAGACAUCAAACAAAGUUUUAUUUGAACAAUUGGUUCAUUCUAUUCAUUACUUUUGGACUGUUCUCGAUGAACCUAUUCAUGGUGAUGAUCCUAUCGACAUUUCCUUACACCAGCUAUGUAGUACUAUCAACAAUCAUCAUUUCCAUAUGGAUAACAUUCCUCAUUUACCACUUGACAAGCAUAAUAUGAACAACAAUGCAUUUUUGUACUACCGUCAUCCAUUACCUUUUCCAUUGUCCUUACAAGAUGAUCUCAUGAUGGUUCUACAAUCUAAAGCACAUGAUUUGGAAGCAUUGUACAACAAUCGACUGGAAAGAUUCAAUCAUUUUGUGGAAAGCAUUCAAACUCUUUGGGAAGAACUCAAUGUCCCAGAAUCAAAAAAAUGUACAAUACAUAGAUCUCUACAUGAAGAAAAUAUGAUCAAGCUUCAAAUCGAUUUUGAUCAAAUGAAAACAAUUGUGCGGACCAUGACAGAUGAAUACCUUGAUACGAUCAGACAGGAUUUAGUACACUUAUGGGACGAAUGUUUACUGACACAAUAUGAGCGUGAUGAAUUUAUGUCCAUACUCUAUCAUAAAGCAAAUACAAUGGAUACUGUACGAUCGAUCAUAGACGAGCAUAUGUCAUACUUGAAAGCUAUACAACCAGCGAGUCAUAUAGUAUCAACUAUUAUGAAAGAAAGAAAAGAUUUAAUACAGAAAAUGAUCGAUUUUGAAACUUCGGCCUCUGAUCCAAAACGACUAUUUCAAGCAUCCUUCCAAUUGCUUGAAGAAGAACGAUGGAGAAAAACCUGCUUCCCAACAUUACUUCAACUGGAUGACACCCUCACCAAGGCAGUUCAAGAUUUUGAAAGGAUCUCUGAAAAACAUUUUAUGGUGGGAAAUCGACGGUUUCUUGACAUAUUGAAAGAGGAAAUCAUGGACAGAACGGCAAAUCAAACCUUUUUUGGAUUUUUGAAUACGGAACCCAAUCAUGAUCGAUCUACACGUGUUAAACCACGCCACAAUUCAUCAAUCUGUCAUUCACUUUCCAUCAAUACCAAUAACAACAAAAAAUCUAAAACGACUAUCUUCUCAGAAUCUCCAACACAAGACAUGCCUUCAAAUGAUAUUCAACCUCGUCGAAAUAGUAACUCUCACAAGCAGCGAUCUUCACCAACAGGCAACAAUAAACAACAUAUUACCAAUUCUAUAGUAACGACAGAUCCUCCAUUACCUUCUACAACAUUAUCUUCGUCUUCUUCGGCAAUAACCCAACAAUUGUCAUCAUCAUCAUCCAAAUUCUUGAAUCAAAUAUCAUCAUCUCAUUCAACUAGAACAAAGCAUCGUCAAGACAUUAAAAAACGACGUAGUACUCAAUCUAUACCAACAUCACAAGAACAGACAAUGAUCAUACCCGAACAACACAAAUCAAAAUCUUACCCAGUUUCAGGUGGCAUCAAAAAGAAACGAACCACCCUUUUUGACAAUGAUACCAGCAUACCAAAUCAUGUAGAAAAUAACCAUAUCAAAAAUAACAAUCAAACAACAAUAACAAAUGAUGAUACUAUCACGACAUCCACAUCACAAUUAUCACCACCUAUAUCUCCGUUGACCCCUCGAACUAAGGCUUCUCAAAUCCCUGUACGUGCACAACCUCCUUCCAAUCGAGCUUCUGUUUCUCCAUCUCCAGCUCGACAACAACGGAUGCCUGUUCAGUGUGCUUAGUUUUUUUUCUUUGUAUUGUAGUAUAAUGUUAAUGCUCAAAAAUACCCUCAUCAAUAAACAUUUAUUCAUUUGACUUUA